Molecule: messenger RNA, 1545 nt
Organism: Tuber aestivum (summer truffle)
Lineage: Eukaryota; Fungi; Ascomycota; Pezizomycetes; Pezizales; Tuberaceae
Source: the annotation of a GenBank genome assembly
AACCCACCGAAAAAAAAAAUGACGGUCGAAGAACCCACCACCAAACCAAAAGUCCUCCUCACAGGCGCGAACGGCUACGUAGCGGCUCACGUCCUGAAGCAACUAAUAGAAGCAAACUACCACGUCACCGGCACCGUCCGCUCCGAAGAGAAGGCCAACCUAAGCCGCUCCUUCAACCCCGAAUACGAAGAGAGCGCCAGAUUCAUUGUGUUGUCGGACUUCACCAAGCAAGAGUCUUGGGACCGGAUAUUCCAAGAGACGGAAUACGACUAUGUCGUUCACACCGCCGCACCCCUAAUGUCGAAGGAGAAUACGGACUUUGACAAGCAUUACUUGGAGCCGAAUGUUGGGGGGUACGCUUCUCUCUUUGGUUUUUUAUAUCGAAGGGCGCGUGGUGUUGCUGAUACGCUUCCAGGAAUUUGGGAAUUCUCAAUGCUGUCAGCGAGUUUGGGAAGAAGGUGAAGCAUAUAUCCAUCACUUCUUCGAUUUGUGCUCUGGGGGUAUUCGAUCCUAUGGCCGGGGGAGCCACCUCGAAGAGGUUUACGCCUAGGGAUUGGGAUUCGGUAUGUCAGGGGCUCACCAAACGCUCUUGUCCAAUGGGUGUAUUGGGCUAAUUAGUAUAAGACCACCUAUGGGAUGGCUCGGGAGGCCAAGAAUUUGCUCACCAAUUACUGUGUCGCAAAGACAUCGGCGGAGAAGGUGGUUUGGGAAUAUAUGAAGACCAAGAAGCCGCAUUUUUCGGUUUCUGUGAUGCUACCGUGGGACUACCCACUUUACCCCCUCUCACACUAGAACACAGUAGUCUCGCGUGCUAACGAGCUUCACCAGGGGCCCAAUAACAGGGCCCUGCAUCCAGCCAGUGAUAUCCCUGUCCAAAAUUAAUCUCACCACAGAUAGUAUAUACUCCCUCUUUAACGGAACCUUUAGCGAAAUCCCUCCAACCUUCUUCUCCGAAUAUGUAUUUCCCCUCAUCCCUCCCCACCCCUCCACCCUUCUUUUAUGCUAACCCCCGCCACCAUAGAUCGACGUUCGCGACGUAGCCCGUGCGCAUGUCCGGGCGCUAACCUCCCCCGCAGCCUCCAACCAGCGCAUAAUCCUGAGUAGGCCCGGAUACUCCAACACGGCCGUCGUGAAGAUAAUGGGAAAGCAUUUCCCCGUGGAACUCCGCGGACGCCUUCCAGCCGACAAGGGCGCACAGGGUAAUCCACCGGUGGAUAUCGACAGCGAGCUCGGGGGGGAGUUGUUGGGCGAGUACACAUCCCUUGAGGAGAGCAUGGUUUCGACGGUUAGAAGGCUGCUGGAACUUGAGGGCAUUUUCGGACGUGGCGGGAAGAGCGGCAAGGAGAAGAGGAUCGUGGAGCAUCUCGAGGAGAUUUUGGGAAAGAAGACGAGGGGCGUCACCACUCUGUGAUCAUGGUAGAAAGGGCCAAGAUGCUGGGGGGUUCGUACCGUAUAUAGGUUUCCCUUUGGAGUGUAGGGGGACGGUGCAACGCUCCCCACCUGGUUCACCAGAGCAGAUGAAUGAAUGAGCCAUCAUUAUAAGCC